This is a messenger RNA of Myzus persicae (green peach aphid), 775 nucleotides long. RefSeq lists its product as uncharacterized. The transcript has 4 exons. Lineage: Eukaryota; Metazoa; Arthropoda; Insecta; Hemiptera; Aphididae. The coding region runs from base 89 to 775 and encodes 228 amino acids. The record is from RefSeq and is a predicted model, not a curated record.
AGUAGACCUGGACACGUUUUUAUUGACUUUAUUCCGUCCGGUUUUUUUUUAUUUACUGUUCAUAUUGAAUUCUCAAUUAACUCACAAUAUGAUGAAGUACAUCGAACAAAAUAUAUUACUCUUGCUGGCCAUCACCUACUCUGUGCUGGCAGCCCCGCAAUAUUUAAAUGUGACAUCACAGAUUAGCACCGAGAAUGAUGUAAUCAUCCGUAAUCAUACUCAAGAUAGUCUAAAUGGACUAUUAUGCCCUCCAAUCGGACUUAGGGAUACAUUUGAGGUGUCUACAACACAAACAGCGACUCCAGUGUACGGAUUCGCUUAUAUGGAAAGAGACAACCUACUAAGUGCAUCUCCAUUAUUUCAUUUGUGGCUAGAACGUUCAAUGCUAACCAAGGGACAUUGUAUUGACAUUCAGAAUAUGGUACACAGACAAUUUGAGUGUUUGUCAAAGGAAAAUCCGAACAACAGGAUAUUAGCCGACCUAGGCUUUAAGUUUAUGUCAUUACUUGAACAUGUAGUUAAUGAAAAAUCCCAAAAUAAAAAAUCAUUCUACAGAUGUGCCAUGUACGAUGUGCAGGACAACGAGGAAGAGAAAGUACGAAUAAUACGUAUAGCAAUCUCGAAGGGAAGAAAAAAAGAAUUACAUGUAAACCAAUGCGAAGGACUCGCCAAUCUGUUGGGAGAAUAUGAACUUCCAUACGUCUCCGAGGGCCAAAGGACUUGGCUCGAUGGAUCAUUAUAUUUAUACAUGACAGGAAGAAAUCCUGAUAUCUGA